Cricetulus griseus (Chinese hamster) is the source of this 952-nucleotide messenger RNA. Lineage: Eukaryota; Metazoa; Chordata; Mammalia; Rodentia; Cricetidae. The record is from RefSeq and is a predicted model, not a curated record.
GUCACUGCCGGCCGGGCCCUGACUGGCUGCAUCUUUGACCUGCACUGCAUCGAUUCUCACGAGGAGCACGUGCACAGCGAGACCGGAGAUGAACUCAUCCCUCACCCUCGCUGCACAGAUAAGGAAGCCAAGUUCCUCACACAGCAUGCUGCUACACGCUGGUCACCCGCGACACCCACACACGCUGGAUCUCCCAGGAUCCCAGGGGUCGGCAUACGGACAAGGGGAGGCUCCGCACUGUCCCCAGCUGCUGUCAUCAGCCCAGACAGGGCCCAACGGCAAGCUGUGGCCUUGGCAAAGGACGUUGGAUGCCUUGGAUCCAUCCAAGAAGUGGUUUCCUGCCUCCGCCAGAAGCCUGCCAACAUCCUCAACGAUGGUCAGACCAAGCUCUUGGCUGUCAGUGGCCCGUUCCACUACUGGGGCCCUGUAGUCGAUGGCCAGUACCUGCGAGAAGUUCCGGCCAGAGCGUUGAAGAGGCCUCUGCCAGCGAAGGUGGAUCUGCUCAUAGGGGGUUCCCAGGACGAUGGGAUCAUCAACAGGGCAAAGGCCGUGAAGCAAUUUGAGGAGCGCCAAGGCCGGACCAACAGCAAGACAGCCUUUUACCAGGCACUGCAGAACUCACUAGGUGGCGAGGACUCAGACGCCCGCAUCCUCGCGGCCGCCGUGUGGUAUUACUCCCUGGAGCACUCCACAGACGACUAUGCCUCCUUCUCCCGGGCCCUGGAGAAUGCCACCCGGGACUACUUUAUCAUCUGUCCCAUGAUCAACAUGGCCAGCCUCUGGGCAAGGAGAACCCGUGGAAACGUCUUCAUGUACCACGUGCCAGAAAACUAUGGCCAUGGCAGAAUCAUCCUUGGCCGUGCCUUGCAGUGCCAGGGUCUGGAUUCGCGCCACUCGUGGCUCUCUGACCAGUAUUUGCCGCCUUCUAGUGAGGUGAAGAGGCUACAGGAAG